GCCCAAGCCCUCCCUAAACGUUUGUCUUUUGACUCUUUUGGUCAAGGACUUGAGUCAAAUGUUUGCAAUAUUUUUGCCUUUUUUUCUUUUCUUUCUAAAGGUUCAUUGAGCAUUAAAUUUGGGCAAAAUUCAUGAAUACCACUUUUCAAGAUUGUAAUUAACGAAUAGCAACUUCAUGGAGUUUCAAAAUUCACAUGUGAAACUGAAACUUAAAACUCCAGAACACUAUCAUGGAAGUCUUAUUUGUGGAAUUUGAAAUUGCAUGACAAUUGCUAUUUUUAAAAGACAAGGCCUCACAAAUGGCCAGCGGAUGCUAUUUUUAUAGAAAAUUGUCCUCGAAUGUCCACUUAUUAUUUAGGACAGUUUAGCAACCAAGAGGCAUGCCAAAAUUCACAUUGUCAUAUCAUAAAUUCAAUUUUGAUGGCCUAAUGACUGCUGUUUAAUUAAGCCUUUCUAAUGCAUCAUGGUGGUUUUAGAGCUCCCUAUCGACGAGAGAGUCAUUUUUAGAGAUUGAACUCGAAAUCUUAGAUUAAAAAUUAAGGAACUUGUAUCAUUUCACCACAUCAUUCACUACUAUUGCAAGUGAACUUUUAGUUUUUCCAAAAUAACUUAAAUUAAAUUAUCACUUUGGGUUUGCUAGACAAACAUACGUGAAGAAAUGUAUCAAUUUUGUCAGCAUAUAACCUCUUUUUAUUGUGGUCCUACAAAGGGUAGGAUGUUAGGUAACACAAAAUCAAACCAAAUGGUGUGAAGGUUCCUAAAAAGGCAAAACUCAAAAAAAUAUGGAUUUUUACACCUACUUUAAUAUUUUUGGAACUCUGAAUAGUUUGUGCUUUGUGUAUGUCUUUUUCUCUCUUCUUUUCAUUGGAUUCUGUGGGCUUUUACCUUGCUUUCCUUGUUCUUUGACUCUUAUAAAUUGCAAGUUUCAUUUCCAAAUGAAUAACACUUUCAUUUUAAGUUUCAUCAAAUUAACCAUAACUAUGCAAAUCAUCAGAUUCAUCUCUGCUCUACUCAUUUGUUUCUCAUUGUUCAUGUUAUAUCCAUUUUCAUCUGCUGCUCCACUGUUAGAUCAUGAAGUGAAGGUGACUAUACCUUCAAGUCCUAGGAAGCUGAAGUUCAACGAACAGCCAAAUGUGAAAAGCAAUGGAGAUAAAAUGAAUUUGGUCCCAUUCAACACUGCAAAACAAGCUUCAUUAACAGGUAAAGAACAUGAGCCAGAAGGUGCAAAAUGGGUGCAUGCAAGAAAAGGAACAAGGCAAGAAUGGAUUGAAGGGAAAGAUACAUCUGAGUUCUUUACAAUGGACUAUCAUUGGGUUAGAAGACGACGUCCCAUACAUAACAAGUCUAUUCGCCCAUGAAAUGACGAUCUCAAACUAGUUGGAAUCGGCUUUUAGUUACUUUUAUUGGUGAUUCUCAACAGUAACAAUUAUGCUUUAAUCUCAAAUUAGUUGAGAUCGACUGUAUCAAUCCUCAAUAUAGUACCGUAUAGUGAUUCCCAUUAUUCAGUAUAAAAAAUAGUUUUUGGGAAUACAAUUUUGACUUAGGAAAAUGAAGUGUGUUUUGUUGUAUAUUAGGAGUUUGUUGUAAGAAUAUGAGGAUUAUGUCGUGUUGUACCUUUGUUUAUGGCCGACAUUAAACCCUAACUUUUGGUACUAACAAGAAAAACCCUACCACCUUUCUGUUUUGA
This is a messenger RNA of Lycium ferocissimum, 1687 nucleotides long. RefSeq lists its product as uncharacterized. Lineage: Eukaryota; Viridiplantae; Streptophyta; Magnoliopsida; Solanales; Solanaceae. The transcript is spliced from 4 exons. The coding region runs from base 783 to 1358 and encodes 191 amino acids. The record is from RefSeq and is a predicted model, not a curated record.